Molecule: messenger RNA, 1622 nt
Organism: Lycium ferocissimum
Lineage: Eukaryota; Viridiplantae; Streptophyta; Magnoliopsida; Solanales; Solanaceae
Product: actin-66
Exons: 5
Coding region: 193-1326 (377 amino acids)
Cellular component (GO): cytoplasm
Source: RefSeq, a predicted model, not a curated record
ACUUGUUGAUAUAAUGAUAACCAACGAACUCCUCCUCUCUCAACAGAAUAUUGAAAUUUGAGGCUCAUUUUAAGGCUCAAUUUCAUUUGCUAUUAACACUUAACAUACACUUUCAAAAACAAGAACGAGGGAGCAAUAUAGCCCAUCAACAACAAUACCAUUUUUGGAAAUCCAUUAAAGAGCACAUAAAAAAUGGCAGAAGGUGAGGAUAUUCAGCCCCUUGUCUGUGACAAUGGAACAGGAAUGGUUAAGGCUGGAUUUGCUGGAGAUGAUGCUCCUAGGGCUGUCUUCCCUAGCAUUGUGGGACGCCCUCGUCACACUGGUGUGAUGGUUGGCAUGGGCCAGAAAGAUGCCUAUGUUGGUGAUGAGGCUCAAUCCAAAAGGGGUAUUUUGACUUUGAAGUAUCCAAUUGAACACGGUAUUGUUAGCAACUGGGAUGAUAUGGAGAAGAUUUGGCAUCAUACCUUUUACAAUGAACUUCGUGUGGCUCCAGAAGAGCAUCCAGUUCUCCUCACAGAAGCUCCUCUUAACCCAAAAGCCAAUCGAGAAAAGAUGACUCAGAUCAUGUUUGAGACCUUUAACGCCCCUGCCAUGUAUGUCGCCAUUCAGGCCGUUCUUUCCCUCUAUGCCAGUGGACGUACAACUGGUAUUGUGCUGGACUCUGGAGAUGGUGUCAGCCACACAGUUCCCAUCUACGAAGGUUACGCCCUCCCACACGCAAUCCUGCGUCUUGAUCUGGCAGGACGUGAUCUCACAGAUCACCUCAUGAAGAUUCUCACAGAACGAGGCUACUCUUUCACCACCACGGCCGAGCGGGAAAUUGUCAGGGAUGUGAAGGAGAAGUUGGCUUACAUUGCUCUUGACUAUGAACAAGAAAUUGAAACAGCAAAGACCAGCUCAUCCGUGGAGAAGAGCUAUGAGCUUCCUGAUGGACAGGUUAUCACCAUAGGUGCUGAGCGAUUCCGCUGCCCAGAAGUGUUGUUCCAACCAUCAAUGAUCGGAAUGGAAGCUGCUGGUAUUCAUGAAACCACAUACAAUUCCAUCAUGAAGUGUGACGUUGAUAUCAGGAAGGAUCUUUAUGGAAAUAUCGUCCUCAGUGGUGGUACCACAAUGUUCCCCGGCAUUGCUGAUAGGAUGAGCAAGGAAAUUACAGCAUUAGCUCCAAGUAGCAUGAAGAUCAAGGUUGUUGCCCCGCCUGAGAGGAAGUACAGUGUCUGGAUCGGAGGAUCUAUUUUGGCCUCCCUCAGCACAUUCCAGCAGAUGUGGAUAGCUAAGGCAGAGUACGAUGAAUCUGGACCUUCGAUCGUUCACAGAAAAUGCUUCUAAAUACAGCAUGCUGAGAAAGAGAAGAAAUAUACAAACUUGCAUUUCGAGAGCAGUACCGCGUCAAUUCAUUGCAUAUAAUAUGCUUCUCACUUGUAUUUCCUUUUGAUUAUUUUUGUUUCUGUUCCUUCAUCUGAGUCAAUCUCAAAUAUUUGGUCAUUGGUAUUGAAAAAAAAAAAAAAAAGCAAGCAGUUCAUGUUUAAGUCAAUUUACCAUUAAUAUUUUUAUGUAGAAGAGUUGUAUGUCAAAAAUGAUGUUGUGAUUUGAAUUAUGGAUAAAGAGCUUGUUGAUUCAUUUUA